AUGAUGAAUAAUCAAAACCAACAACAACAAGGAACAUUUCCAUUUGAUAGUGCCAUUCUAUCUGAUAAUUCACAAUAUACCUAUGGAGGAGAACAAUCGUGUACAUAUAUUUGUUUAACUGCUAUUGAAUACUUUUUAAAUAAUUAUUCCAAGUUUAGAAUUCCGAUUUCAUCAUCAACAUCAAAAGAUCUUAAAAUUACAAAGAAUGAUAUUGAUUAUGUAUUACAAUUAGGUGUUUCAAGAGAUAGAAAAGUUGGACUAACAUCAUGUGAUGAUGUUUAUUCUAAUAACGAAUAUUUUCAAAAAACACUUGAAUUGAAAUCAAUGCACAUUUCAAAAUUAAGUGAUAGUCUUUCUUUUAAACAAUUACUUAAAGAAAUGGAAUCAAAAUCAAUUGAUACAAAAUCAUCAAGUGAUGUAACUGCUCUAGUUUUAACUAAACCACCUGAAACUAUUGCUAUAUUUUAUGAUUGUUAUGGUUAUUUAAAUGGAAAAGAGAAUGAAUAUUAUCCAUGGUUUAUAUUUGAUUCACAUCCAAGAAAAUAUAGUAGAGGUGGUGGUUUUUAUUUAUUUAAGGAUUUAUCUAAAAUUGAACAAUAUUUGAAAAAAUUAUUUAUUGAUGAUUUUGAUUAUUAUAGAAAUAUGUUUGAUUCUUAUCAAGCUAAAUCUCAUGUCAUGUUUGAAGGUACUAUUGUAACAUUAAAACCUCUUUCAAAUUUGAAAACUAUUCAACCACCACAAACUGUAAAUCAACCACAAAUUGUAAAUAGUCCAAGUCAACCAGUCAAACAAGAAUCAAACAUUCCAAAUAAUACUAAUAAUAAUAGCACUCCAAAAGAAUCUCAAAAACAAGUAAUAGUUCAACAACAACCAGUAGAUCAAAAUCAAUUGAUUGAACAAUUAAUGAAAAAGAUUGAUCAAUUAACACAAGUUAACAAACAACAAUUUGAAGAAAUUCAAACACUUACCUACUUGUUAAAAGAAGAACAAGAAAAUCAUCAAAGAACUGCAUUAGAAAAUCAAAAGCUUAAAAAAUCAACCAAACAACAAGAAAAUGUAAUUGAUAAGAUUUUCUCUUCCUUUUAAUGACAUUCUAAUUUAAAAUGUACAUUUCCUUGGUGAUGGUGUAAAUAAACAAAAUAACUUCAAUC
This is a messenger RNA of Naegleria gruberi, 1151 nucleotides long. RefSeq lists its product as uncharacterized. The record is from RefSeq and is a predicted model, not a curated record. The coding region runs from base 1 to 1086 and encodes 361 amino acids. The transcript has a single exon. Lineage: Eukaryota; Heterolobosea; Eutetramitea; Acrasida; Naegleriidae.